Molecule: messenger RNA, 1035 nt
Organism: Trypanosoma theileri
Lineage: Eukaryota; Euglenozoa; Kinetoplastea; Trypanosomatida; Trypanosomatidae
Product: cytochrome C oxidase subunit IV
Exons: 1
Coding region: 1-1035 (344 amino acids)
Source: RefSeq, a predicted model, not a curated record
AUGUUUGCCCGUCGAUCUCUCACAGCCACUCUUGCCGCUGGUGCGAGCAGCGGUAGUGCUGCCGUAGUGCCAUCCAUUCUUCUACACCAACGGCGCCACGAUCACGAUCGCUGGUACGGCCACGCGUUGGAGCUCGACAGCCACAACUACAAAUUCACCGGCGAGCCGCCCAGUUGGAUGCGGCCGCGUGAACGCACGGAGGAGGAAACAAACUUCGCCAAGUCUGUUCUCCCGCAUGUGGACUUCGCGAGCAGUUACGAGUGUCUUCUCUUCGACGCGGAUCGCCUGAAUGGACAUUUGAACCGCAAGGAGUUUGGCAAUGAGGUGCGAUUCCGUCUGGAGAAGCAGUCCAACACGGUGGCCCGGGCGCAGCAGUUGUUGAAGGACCGCAAGUCCAGCACUCCCGCCAACGAGCGCGUGGAGAACACGAUGAUUGCCCGCAUCUUCGACGAGGAACACGUGCAGGCGGAGAUGAAGUACGUGAAGUGCAUUCGCGCCAACGAGCUCGCGGAGGACAAUCGCCUCGACAUUCUCCCCGGCGGCUCCCCCAACUCCCUGCGGGAGAAGACCCGCUGGAACGUCAACACCGAACUGCACCCCGCCGACCGCGCGGAGAUCGCCGCCCGCCUCACCGCGUGGCUGCCGGAGAAAUAUCACAUUGUUUACUUCGACGACUUCCAGACGGUCGCCGCCAACGACCCGACGGCGCGCCGCGAGAUGUUGAGUGUCGUGCAGAACGUCGAGAAGGAGUACGCCGCGGAGGCAAAGGCCAACGGCUACGAGAGUGAUCUCCGCGAGGUCGUGAAGGAACUCCUCGACGACGUCGACCCCUCGCGCGAUAUCACGUCGGAGGCCAUUCGCGGCUGCUCCGAUCUCGCGCAGCUGGAGGAGUGGUCGCACGUCGUGCACGAGUACAACGGCGAUGGGCGGCUGCUGGAGAUUUACGCACGGGCCGCGGAACUCACAAAGAACGCCGAUCACAAGGCACUCGUGCAGAAGAUGAAGGAAUGGCGGAAACUCUCCGAUAAGAUUUAA